AUAAAUAGCAUAUAAAGACCAGCUUCCUCCCUCUCAUACUGCAUCGUAUCAUAUCUUUGGUCGUCAGGGGGUCUUCUUGGUUCUUUAAAACUUCUUCUCCAUCUUCUUGAAUCUUGCUGGUGUAGUUGUUGAGAGAUUGGGAGGCAGAGAGAGAGAGAGAGAGAGAGAGAGAGAGAGAGAGAGAGAGAGAGAGAGAGAGCUUGCAGCAAUGGGAUUGGGACGCACCUUGGAGUUCCUGUCUGAGAUGUUUGGGGGUGGUGAAGGCCAUGGCUACGACAGGAGGAUGAAGAGGAGGCAGAUGCGGACGGUGGAGCUCAAGGUCUCCAUGGACUGCGAGGGGUGCGAGCGCAAGGUCAAGAACGCACUCUCCCACAUGAAAGGGGUGCGAUCAGUGGACAUCAACAGGAAGCAGCAGAAGGUGACGGUGGUAGGCUACGCGGAGGAGAGCAAGGUGCUGAAGAAGGCGCGGUCCACGGGCAAGAAGGUCGAGAUAUGGCCCUACGUGCCGUACAGCCAAGUUAGCCAGCCCUACGUCGCCGGCACCUAUGACAAGCGGGCUCCGGCCGGCUACGUCAGGAGGGCCGAGCCCGGGUACAGCCAGGUCAGCAGGCAGCAUGACCAGCUCACCGACAUGUUCAACGACGAGAACGCAAACUCCUGCUCCGUCAUGUGAAAUACAUAGGUUCCUCUGCAUCGUGGACAGAGAUAGUGAUGUCUGGAAGUGUUCGAGAGUAUGGUGAUAAUGUUUGCAGGUUGAUCUGAUGGCCUCAAGUGUUAAAGUAUGAAUAUUAUCAGUAGUUCCUAGUGCUGGUUAAGAUCACUCAA
Messenger RNA from Lolium rigidum, 825 nucleotides. Its product is annotated as heavy metal-associated isoprenylated plant protein 23-like. The coding region runs from base 209 to 673 and encodes 154 amino acids. NCBI's taxonomy places the organism in Eukaryota, Viridiplantae, Streptophyta, Magnoliopsida, Poales, Poaceae. The transcript is spliced from 2 exons. Gene Ontology annotation, molecular function: metal ion binding. The record is from RefSeq and is a predicted model, not a curated record.